Molecule: messenger RNA, 693 nt
Organism: Lolium rigidum
Lineage: Eukaryota; Viridiplantae; Streptophyta; Magnoliopsida; Poales; Poaceae
Exons: 1
Coding region: 1-693 (230 amino acids)
Biological process (GO): shoot system development; root development
Source: RefSeq, a predicted model, not a curated record
AUGGCUUUCCACCUAAGAUCGAUAAGUUUGCCUUCAAGGCCUCAGGCCAACGAGGCCGAAGUCGAGCAAGGGUUGCUGAGCAUAGAGGCAAGCAUAUCUUCCUCCACCACUAUCAGCACCAUGUGUGAUGGUCUGAGGAGGCUCGGAGACAUCUACAAUGGUGUUGAAGAUAUUAUUGGCCUCCCAAGCAACCAAGCUAGGAAGAUGCUAGAUGGAGAGAUGGAGCGCUCUCUUGAGCUGUUGGAUCUCUGCAGCAGCAUGCAAGAGAUCUUCAUGGAGAUGAAGGCCAUCAUCCAAGAGCUGCAAGUGGCUCUAAGAAAAGGAGAUGAUGCAGCUACUCAAGCAAAGAUCAUGUCUUAUACUCGUUUGGCGAAGAAGGCCAAGAAACAUUUCAAGAAGACCAUGAAGAAGGCUACAUCGGAGGGUGGCAGGAUGGUCAUGCUAUUGACAAAGGCUAGAGAGAUUUCUGUAUCUCUACUGGAGUCCACAAUCCAUCUUUUGUCGAAGCAAAUCGAAAUGCCUAAAAAGUCUCUCAUCUCCAAGGCAUUUCACAAGAAGAAGGCAGUUGUUUGCGAGGAGGAGGAAUUACAGGAGUUAGAGUGCAGUAUCGGAGAUCUUGAGAGCGGAGCAGGACAUCUAUUCAGGAAACUGGUUCAGAACAGAGUUUCUCUCCUAAACAUUCUUAGCUCAUAG